AUGGCAGACAAGCAUCUUGUGAUUGCACUCUAUGAUUUCGCAUCCUCAAGUGACCGGGACUUGGCACUGACAGUAGGAGAGAAAUUAGAAGUCCUUUGCAGCGAUGGGGACUGGUGGUUAGCAAAAUCGCUUACUACGAAGAGGAAAGGUUAUAUACCCAGUAACUUUGUGGCCCGUGUCAAUAGCUUGGAACAAGAAAAAUGGUUUUUUAAAGGUCUCAGUAGAAAAGAAACUGAACGCCUACUAAUGGCACCAGGCAAUGUUGUGGGUUCAUUUUUGAUAAGAGAAAGUGAAACAAAUCCAGAUGCCUUUUCCCUUUCUGUUCGGGACAACAGCUCAUCUCAUGGGGACAUUGUCAAACAUUACAAGAUCCGCACGUUGGACCAUGGAGGAUAUUACAUCUGCCCUAGGAUCAGCUUCCCUUCCCUUCAGGAACUUGUCAAGCAUUAUUCCAAUAAUGAAGAUGGCUUGUGCCAGAGGCUAAGAGCUCCAUGUAUAUCUCUAGCUCCGCAAAGACCCUGGGGUACAGAUGAAUGGGAGAUCCCUCGGGAAUCUCUGAAACUUGUCAAGAAGCUGGGUGCAGGCCAGUUUGGGGAGGUGUGGAUGGGAUACUACAAGAAUAAUGUGAAAGUAGCAGUCAAGACUCUGAAAGAAGGCAGCAUGGCUCCUGAAGCUUUCUUGGCUGAGGCCAACUUAAUGAAAAAACUUCAGCACAACAAGCUUGUUAGACUGUAUGCUGUCGUCACCCAACAGCCCAUCUACAUCGUGACAGAAUACAUGGCCAAAGGAUGUCUGCUGGAUUUCUUGACAACGGCAGAAGGAAACAAGCUCUCUCUUCCAAAACUUAUAGAUAUUUCAGCUCAGGUUGCUGAAGGGAUGGCAUACAUCGAGAGAAUGAACUUCAUCCACAGAGACCUCAGAGCAGCCAAUAUUCUUGUUUCAGAGACUCUUAGCUGCAAAGUUGCUGACUUUGGCCUGGCUAGGGUCAUAGAGAAUGAAUACUUUGCCAAAGAAGGUGCCAAAUUCCCUAUCAAAUGGACAGCGCCAGAGGCAAUCAACUACGGGGUUUUCACAAUCAAGUCCGACGUCUGGUCCUUCGGAAUUCUACUAACUGAAAUUGUCACAUAUGGAAGGUGUCCCUACCCAGCUAUGACCAACCCUGAAGUAAUCCGGUGCUUAGAACUUGGUUACCGGAUGCCCCGUCCGGAACAUUGCCCACAUGAACUCUAUCUACUCAUGCUGAAAUGCUGGCAGAACAAUCCUGAAGAAAGACCCACAUUUGAAUACCUCCAGUCCACCCUUGAGGACUUUUAUACCUCCACAGAGACACAAUACCAGCCGGAGCCUAAAUAUUAGCUGCUAUUUCCUAAGCAACCUUCUCUGCAGCAAAUUUACAGGCGACAAAGGAAUUACAUUGUGGGAUGCUGAUGAGAGGGAUGCUCAAACUUUCUUCGGAAUGGUACCUUAGCAAUUCAUUUUGAAUCCUCUCUGACAUAGUCUUUGUUGUCCUCAACCCAGUGGCCUUGUAAGGACCAGACUUCGGGGGAGGUGCCCUGGGCCCCAGCAUAUGGACUCAGGAAGAGAGAGGCACAAUGGAGGCUAUAGUUUUGCAUUUGAUGUUCAGAUUGCCAUGGUCUAAAAUUGCCUAAUUACAUCACUGCCUCACCCCCUUCUGGAUCAUAUAUGAAAGGAGAUACUCUUCCUCAUGGUGGAGGGUCACAAUAAAGGGUAUUCCCGGGCAUGAGUAAAGAGAUGUUUUGACUAAAGAGAGUGUGUCCAUCUCUUAAAUCAUACUCUGCUGCUUGUCCCUGAUUUUCAGCCAAGUUCCUUCCCGCAUCUUCACUCAUCAAGGAACAAUAUAAAAAAGCUGGAGCUAUAAUACCAAUAGUAAUAUCUUGUUGUCCUGACCUGGAUUGUCCAGGCAAGCUUCAUCUCAUCAGAUCUUGGAAGCUAAGCAAGAGUCAGCCUUGGUUGGAUGGGAGACCUUCAAGGAAAACCUAUGCAGAGGCAGGCAAUGGCAAACCACCUCUCUUAGUCUCUUGCCUUGAAAACUCCAGCAGGGGUUGCCAUA
Messenger RNA from Eublepharis macularius, 2071 nucleotides. It is a transcript of the gene BLK, whose product is annotated as BLK proto-oncogene, Src family tyrosine kinase. The record is from RefSeq and is a predicted model, not a curated record. Lineage: Eukaryota; Metazoa; Chordata; Lepidosauria; Squamata; Eublepharidae. Gene Ontology annotation, biological process: protein phosphorylation; innate immune response; cell differentiation. Bases 1 to 1356 code for a protein of 451 amino acids. Gene Ontology annotation, cellular component: extrinsic component of cytoplasmic side of plasma membrane. Gene Ontology annotation, molecular function: non-membrane spanning protein tyrosine kinase activity; signaling receptor binding; ATP binding. The transcript is spliced from 11 exons.